AUGAUCGCAGUUCAGUUUUCCCCACCUUCUUUGUCAGCUUUUCCCGUUUUAGCUCCCCAUCUUCUACCAUCUACCAUGCCGACCUCUCAGCAGGUCAUCAAUGGACAACAACCAUCAGCAUUUAAUGCUCUUGGUUCAUAUGCCGAUAGAAUCAAAGAUAUCAAUGGCAAUCCCACCAAACUUACAGCUGUUCCCGGACCAUCCUCUAGUAAUACCACCAAAAUUAAUACGUCAAAAACUUCCUCGCCUGCUCCAUCAACAGCUCCAUCAUCAUCGUCUUCAACGGUGAAAGCACGUGAACCAAAAUCAACAUCUACGCAGACAUCGGUUCCAAAGCCAAGUCAAUCGCAAGUGCAGGAACAUGACGAACAAUGGGAAACGGUAAAAUCCAGCAGACAACGUAUCAAGCAACAGGAAGAAAAGGAGAAACAUGGUAGUAACUCGAAAAAUUGGAGAGACAGAUCACAUCGUGAAGGUGCCAAGCAGAAAAAUGGUGAUGAUACCGAAAAGAAGAGUAGUCAUGGCCAUGGCAAAUCAAGUAAAAAAAGUGGAACUCACACAACUCUUUCAAACCCUACUCCAGCUAUCGUCGAAAACAACGAUAAACCAGCUUCAACAACUUCAGCUCCCACCAAACCCGCUUGGACCGCCUUGACUCAACCUACUCAAACUACAUCAACGCCCAAAGAUGAUGUCCCAAAUCAAUCCGAGACUGCUAAAGACACCACUCAGCAGGGUAGUACGGUACCUUCGUCCCCUUCACUGAAUGGUACAACUGUGACUGCCAAUUCUGCUUCUGUACCGCCAUCUAUAGGUUCACCACAUCUAUCAUCCGAAACAGCCUCAACGUCAACUGCAUCUACUAGUGUUCUUUCAAAGGCUGUCGACAAACUUGAGGAAGAUGGAAGUUGGCGAGCUAGAACCAAAUCCAAUGUGGAAGAACGGGCACAACCUGCUCCUGCUCCUACAACCGCUCAACCCGUGCAAGCUGCUCCUCCUCCUUCAGUAAAUGCAUGGGAGUUGAGGAAAAAACUAAUAACGCCUGUCGCUCAUUCAUCAACAAGUGGUGCACCAAGUCAAGCGAAACAAUUGUCAAGUGGUCCCGCCAAGGACUCGACUCAAAGACCAGUGCUUAAUGGUCAUGCGAAAGAAGAAGCUAGUAGCAAAAGCAAGAAAAAGACAUCUGCUCGUGCUGUCUCGUCUGCAGCACUCCCAUCUAUCAACGAUGCCACCCUAUGGCCAGAUGUGAGUCAAGCCGCUGUGGUUGUAAAAGUGACCGAAGACAAAAGGGAGAAGCCUAAAGAGAAAUCUGGUCAAGAAGAUGCCAGUGUCACGGAAGAUGGUGCAACUGGUACAAGCAAUAGUAAAAAACCAAAGUGGACCCCAAUCCCAGCUUCUGAGCUGCUGGCAGCUGUCGAUCAAGCCGCAGAUGCGACUCGUAGACAAAAUCGUGCUGAGGUCAAUGCGAAGAAGAGAGCGGAAGCCUCAAAAGGUGAGGGUGAACCUUUAGCAGCAGGAACAAAGGGCGGAAGAUCUAAAAAGGGUGUCGUGAUUCCUAGUGAAGGGAAGAAGGGUGGAGUCAAAGCUGGAAUUGCUGGUUCGACAACUGAAGCGAAAGCUCCCUCGAUACAGACUAGUUCACAGGGUGUUCAGAAUGCAAUACAGGCGAACGGAGAACCGGUGUCGAACGAACUUGUCAGGGAAAACGAUACUGUUGGAGUCCAGAAGGGAGAGAAGAAUGACGAAAAUUCCGCUGUUCCCUCUUCACAAACUACCGGCGAGACUAAAGUUGUCUCACCUCGAAAAGAUGACGCACAGUUGUCAUCGCCUAAUGGUACUGCUCCCAACAUGCGACUUGGUAGUGGUCCAUUACAAUCUCGUCCUAUGACAGGAAGCAGUACCGCACCUCUUCCUCAACACGCCUUCAACCCUGCAAACAAUCACAACCUUCCCCGAGUCCCCCGAGGACGAGAUGCAAGGGGCUCAUUCAACGGUAGAGGAAGAGGUGGAUUCAGAAGCAACUCUGCCAUGGUACACAAAGCUCAUGGGUUUGGUUCACCACCUCUAGGAGGAGCUUCAGGACUUCCAAUAGAUGGAUUCGCAAAUGGAAAUGGUCUCCAAAGAGGAUUUGGAGGAUUCCAAAGCUUCUACCCCGUUCAAGGAUAUGGUCAGGUCCAAGCUGGAGCAGGAAUAUAUGAUCCUACACAAGCUCAAUAUGGAGCAGUCUAUAGAGCUGGAUUACCGCCUCCCCCAAUGCCUCAGACUGUAGUGCCUAAUCUUGACGCUACAAGAUUUUACGUCCUUGGUCAGGUCGAGUAUUACUUCAGUAUGCAAAAUCUUGCUAUGGACUUCUUCCUACGACAGCAGAUGGACUCGGAAGGAUGGAUCGAUAUUGCGAUGAUCGCAUCCUUCAACCGAUUGAAAUCACUUACACCAGAGGUGUCAAUCGUCAAAGAAUGUAUGAUGCUUUCGGCUUUACUUGAAGUAAAAGAAGAAAGUGUUCGAUUGGCAGGUACAGAUGCACAAAGAUGGGUUUUACCAGAUGCCAAAUCGAGUAAAUUCUCACCUGAUCCUACAUCACCUUCUCAGGAUACGGAAGAAAGUAAAGAAGGUUCAACGUCGUUAGAUCAAUCUCUAGGAAAUGAAGAUGGAUCCGUCAUACUGAAUCAAUUAGCAACAAAUUUACCUAGAAAUGCAGCGACAGUCGCUGCUGAUGUCGAAAAUGCCUUGAUGAAAAGCAGUAACCCCGUGUCAACGGUACCGGUAACGAAUGGUGAUGAAGUAGACAAGCAAGAGGAUGUAAACCCCACUGAUGGAAUGACAGUAGAAGAGGAGGCCAAAGUGGAAAAAGUGGAAGAGAAUGUAAUGGUUGAGCAAGAGAAGAAAGAGGUUGAAGCCUAA
Molecule: messenger RNA, 2901 nt
Organism: Kwoniella shivajii
Lineage: Eukaryota; Fungi; Basidiomycota; Tremellomycetes; Tremellales; Cryptococcaceae
Exons: 4
Coding region: 1-2901 (966 amino acids)
Molecular function (GO): RNA binding
Source: RefSeq, a predicted model, not a curated record